AUGGCUACUUCACUUCCGCCUCCGAGUAAGCGCCAGAAGAUUGUUAUUGCCGAAAAGGAGCAGGCGACGAAGGAAGCAAGUGCCAUCCCUGAAAACCUUGGAAGCGUAAGAGUACAGUUCGUUGACCAAGCUACCGGUCACGCGACGGGCGCUCCGAUCUCUGUGCCAGUGGCAAGUGCGACUGUAAAAAAUCUUGAGCUGCUAUUGAAUACCGUAAAAGGGCAUAACGCGUCUGAUCGAAUACCAUAUCGCUUUACUUACCUGUCUGCUAAACAAGAAAGCUCGGCGAUAGAUGUCAUAAAUGAUCUUUACCACUCGGUCUUAGAACCAGGUAUAAUAAGUACGGAAGAGUCUAUUCGCCUGUUUCAUACUCCACAGGCCGUCUUCAAGGUUCGCGCCGUCUCUAGAUGCUCAUCGUCUAUCCCUGGUCACGGAGAGCCCAUCCUUGCCGCUGCCUUCUCUCCCGCGUCAUCUUCACGAUUAGUGACAGGUAGCGGAGAUAAGACAGCAAGGAUCUGGGACUGCGACACCGGGACACCUUUCAAGAGCCUGCAAGGCCACACUGGCUGGGUGUUAGCAGUCAGUUGGUCGCCGGACAACACUAUCAUAGCGACAGGCAGCAUGGACAAUACCGUGCGGUUGUGGGACCCAAUCUCUGGACAGCCCCUUGGGCAACCUCUCAGGGGCCAUACCAAGUGUGUCACAGCCCUAGCAUGGGAGCCGUACCAUCUUCAGGCGCCUGGAAGACCUCGAAUAGCUUCAUCUUCCAAGGAUUCAACGGUGAGGAUCUGGGAUGUUGUCGGCAGACGGAUUGAGAACGUCCUCAGCGGACACCGAGAUCAUGUGUCUUGUGUCCGAUGGGGAGGCACUGGCCGAGUCUACACCUCCUCUCGUGACAAGACCAUCAAGAUCUGGGAUCCUUCGCAGGGCACGCUUGUUCAGACUCUGUCAAAGCACAGUCACUGGGUAAAUCAUCUGGCUCUAUCUACGGAUUUUGUCUUGCGCACGGCCUUUCAUGACCACACCGGAGACGUACCAUCAACGCAGGAAGGCAAAAUAUCGAAAGCCAAUGACCGAUUUCAAAAAGCAGCACAGAACGGCAAUACAACUGUGGAGCGUCUAGUCUCUGCUUCAGAUGAUUUCACGAUCUACCUAUGGGAGCCUGCAAAGUCGAAGGAGCCAAUAUCUCGCCUCCUUGGCCACCAGAAACAAGUCAAUCACGUCACCUUUUCCUAUGAUGGUCACUACAUAGCCAGUUCUGGGUUCGACAAUCACGUGAAGUUAUGGAAUGGCAGUGACGGAAAGUUCAUCGCCUCCCUCCGAGGUCAUGUUGGUCCAGUAUAUAUGAGCUGUUUCAGUGCAGACAGCAGGCUACUUGUCAGUUGCAGCAAAGAUACGACACUCAAAGUGUGGGAUAUGGGUACGAAGAAAUUGAAGGAGGACUUGCCUGGCCAUCGAGACGAAGUUUAUGCGGUGGACUGGAGCGCGGAUGGAGCAAAGGUGGGCAGCGGGGGCAAGGACAAGCAAGUGAGAUUAUGGAGUCACUGA
Molecule: messenger RNA, 1548 nt
Organism: Bacidia gigantensis
Lineage: Eukaryota; Fungi; Ascomycota; Lecanoromycetes; Lecanorales; Ramalinaceae
Exons: 2
Coding region: 1-1548 (515 amino acids)
Biological process (GO): ribosomal large subunit assembly
Cellular component (GO): nucleolus
Molecular function (GO): protein binding
Source: RefSeq, a predicted model, not a curated record